Molecule: messenger RNA, 462 nt
Organism: Armigeres subalbatus
Lineage: Eukaryota; Metazoa; Arthropoda; Insecta; Diptera; Culicidae
Exons: 1
Coding region: 1-462 (153 amino acids)
Source: RefSeq, a predicted model, not a curated record
AUGGACUGUAAGGCGGAAUCCCUGCUGGUGAGCUUGGUGUCGGACGAGUACUUGGGAUGUAUCCGAGAAAAGAAUACGACCAAAGAAAUGUGGAAGGUUCUUGAAGAUACGUUUGCCAAGAAAUCGGCCGGAAAGCAAACGGUAAUUAGGAAGCAGAUCGCUCGUCUUCAAUUGAAGGAAGGGACAUCAUUGCGCGCCCACCUGCUAAAGUUUGAGGACCUCAUUCGACAACUCCGAGUGGCCGGCUCAAAUCUUGAAGAAAGCGAUGUUUGUGCAGCCUUAAGUUUAACGCUUCCGGAGUCGUAUGACCCCCUUAUGACCGCUCUCGAAAAUCUUCCGGAAGAUGAAUUGACUUAUGAGGUGAAGAAGACCCGGUUGCUUAGUGAUGAAUCGAAGCGUUUGGAUCGAAUGCAUAGUUAUGAAGAAAAACCUACUGCAUUUGUUGGAGAUCAACGCCGGUGA